This is a messenger RNA of Huiozyma naganishii CBS 8797, 1227 nucleotides long. RefSeq lists its product as uncharacterized. The record is from RefSeq and is a predicted model, not a curated record. Gene Ontology annotation, molecular function: A2-type glycerophospholipase activity. Gene Ontology annotation, biological process: cardiolipin acyl-chain remodeling. Lineage: Eukaryota; Fungi; Ascomycota; Saccharomycetes; Saccharomycetales; Saccharomycetaceae. Bases 1 to 1227 code for a protein of 408 amino acids. The transcript has a single exon. Gene Ontology annotation, cellular component: mitochondrial inner membrane.
AUGGCGUUUCUGUGGGGGUCGUUUUGUUCUAGUGCGGGGGGUGUUGCUGGUGUGGAAGAUGUGGUCGAUUUGAUGAGUCCCAAGGACAGGAAACAGUUGUCCCAGUUGGAGGCGGCGGUGAUAAGCGGUGUGCGGGAACAGUUGCCUGCAGGGGUGACACUCUCACAGAUGAUGGUGGCAGAUGAGAUUAAUGAGUGGAGGUUACAGAAUUCGGGGGACGCUGACCGGAUCGCGGUACAUACCCCUACGGUGCUCAUUCACGGGUACGCAGCUUCGUCGAUGGCGUUCCAUUUGAAUGUCGCUGGGCUUAGUAAUGCGUUUUCGGACCUGUGCGUCGUCGAUUUACCAGCUAAUGGGCUUUCCAGGGAACCACCUAUGCUGGGCCCAAAGGUGAAGGGCCAGCCGGUCCACUGGAAGGAACUGGAUAAGAAAACUGGGUCUUUGACUGUUGUGUGCGAACCACCUUCUAAAAUGUCCAGUAGUGGGGUAUUGGAUGAUCCAGGUGUCUACGAGGACUAUUUUGUGGACAGAAUUGAAAAAUGGAGAUUGGCUCACGGAUUUGAUAACAUAAACGUCGUGGGUCACUCGUUUGGUGGGUACAUGUCCUUCAAAUACGCUAUCAAGUACUCCAAACAUGUUGACAAACUGGUCUUGUUGUCACCACUGGGAGUCGAACGCAAUAUAGACUCAGUGUCCAACAAAUGGGACGUUGGUAAGACAUACGACCUGACUGAUAUAGACGCAACGUCACCACUGUAUUACAGACCGUUCACGGUCCCCGGGUAUCUCUUCAACAACCAGUUAAACGUCCUGCGUAAGAUGGGACCCCUGGGGAACCACAUGGCUAAGAGAGCCAUCGCGUCGCGGUACAGUAACGUCCCGGGCACAGCGUACCACGCGUACUUGCACCACGUGUUCUACGGGGCCCACACAUUCCCCUCUGCAAACAUCACCGCGUUUACACAUCUGUUCACAAGGCAGUUGCUGGCAAGAGACCCGCUUCUGGAUAACAUCCAACGGUUGAAAGUGAACAAACUGAUGAUGGUCUACGGAGACCACGACUGGAUGAACAAAGAGGCAGGGUACGGGAUGGUCCAAGAGAUCAAUAAGGAGAGGUACGUCCCUGCAAAGGCAGUGUACGCGGAACUGCCCUCAGCGGGACAUAACCUCUUCUUGGAUAACCCUUCUGGGUUUAACAAGUUGCUAAUAGACUUUCUGCGGGAUUGA